Molecule: messenger RNA, 3273 nt
Organism: Penaeus indicus
Lineage: Eukaryota; Metazoa; Arthropoda; Malacostraca; Decapoda; Penaeidae
Product: hornerin-like
Exons: 3
Coding region: 1-3273 (1090 amino acids)
Cellular component (GO): extracellular region
Molecular function (GO): chitin binding
Source: RefSeq, a predicted model, not a curated record
AUGAAGAUCUUACUACUUGUAGUGUUGGCAACGUUUGCCUCCGGUCAGCAGUUACAGCAGACAGCCUACGAUGUUGCUGUGAGACUAGCUGAACCAGGAUACUUCCAACAAAGAAAUUCCUUCAGCUCCAGUUCAUCUAGAAAUGGUGGUCCUGGAUUCGGAUCUGGUUCUAUUAUCGGCAGUCAGUUCGGAUCAGGUUCAAGAGGCACCAAAUCUGGAUCACUGACUGGGUUCCCUGCUGGCGCUGGCAUCAGUGGUUCAAACUUCGGUUCCCUGAAAAAGAGUGGAUUCCAGUUUGUUUCUUCAGCUACACCUGGAUUUGGUUCUGGAUCAGCAUUUACAAGCAGUGGAUUCGGAUCUAGCACCUCAAACAGAAAAACUUUUGGAUCAAGUAUCGGUGGAUCACAGGCAGGUUCAGUAAGUGGUAGUCGACUCCAAUCUGGUGGAAGAUUCCAGUCUGGGUCACCAAGCAUUAACAGAUUCCAACCUGGUUCAUCAAGCAGCAGUGGAUUCCAAUCUGGUUCAUUUGGUGGAAGCAAAUUCCAAUCUGGUUCAUCAUCAAGCAACCGUGGAUUCCAGUCUGGUUCAUUCGGUAGAAGCAAAUUCCAGCCUGGUUCAUCAAGCAGUAGUGGAUUCCAAUCUGGUUCAUUCGGUAGAAGCAAAUUCCAGCCUGGUUCAUCAAGCAACCGUGGAUUCCAGUCUGGUUCAUUUGGUGGAAGCAAAUUCCAAUCUGGUUCAUCAUCAGGCAGCAGUGGAUUCCAGUCUGGUUCAUUUGGUGGAAGCAAAUUCCAGCCUGGUUCAUCGGGUAGCAAGGUAGUAAUUAGCAGUGGAUUCCAGAAGAGUUCACCAAGUGUUACUGGCUUCCAGUCCACUUCAUCAAGUGCAUUCCAAUCCAGUUCACCAAGCACCAAUGGAUUCCAGUCUGGAACCCCAAGCACCAGUGGAUUCCAAUCUGGAACCCCAAGCACCAGUGGAUUCCAAUCUGGAACCCCAAGCACCAGUGGAUUCCAAUCUGGAACCCCAAGCACCAGCGAAUUCCAAUCUGGAACCCCAAGCACCAGUGGAUUCCAGUCUGGAUCACUAAGCACUAGUGGAUUCCAAUCUGGAACCCCAAGCACCAGUGGAUUCCAAUCUGGAACCACAAGCUCCAGUGGAUUCCAGUCUGGAACCCCAAGCACCAGUGGAUUCCAAUCUGGAACCCCAAGCACCAGUGGAUUCCAGUCUGGAUCACUAAGCACUAGUGGAUUCCAAUCUGGAACCCCAAGCUCCAGUGGAUUCCAAUCUGGAACCCCAAGCACCAGUGGAUUCCAAUCUGGAACCCCAAACACCAGUGGAUUCCAAUCUGGAACCCCAAGCACCAGCGGAUUCCAAUCUGGAACCCCAAGCACCAGUGGAUUCCAGUCUGCAUCACUAAGCACUAGUGGAUUCCAAUCUGGAACCCCAAACACCAGUGGAUUCCAAUCUGGAACCCCAAGCACCAGCGGAUUCCAAUCUGGAACCCCAAGCACCAGUGGAUUCCAGUCUGCAUCACUAAGCCUCCCAAGCUCCGGUGGAUUCCAAUCUGGAACCCCAAGCACCAGUGGAUUCCAAUCUGGAACCCCAAGCACCAGUGGAUUCCAAUCUGGAACCCCAAGCACCAGCGGAUUCCAGUCUGGAUCACCAAACACAAGUGGAUUCCAACUUGGAUCACCAAACACCAAUGGAUUCCAGUCUGGAACACCAAGCACCAGUGAAUUCCAAUCUGGAUCACCAAACAUCAACGAAUUCCAAUCUGGAUCACCAAACAACAACGGAUUCCAGUCUGGAUCAUUAAGCACUAGUGGAUUCCAGUCUGGAACCCCAAGCACCAGCGAAUUCCAAUCUGGAUCACUAAACAGCAAUGGAUUCCAGUCUGGAUCACCAAACACUGAUGGAUUCCAGUCUGGAUCACCAAACAGCAAUGGAUUCCAGUCUGGAACACCAAGCACCGGCGAAUUCCAAUCUGGAUCACCAAACAUCAAUGAAUUCCAAUCUGGGUCACCAAACAGCAACGGAUUCCAAACUGGAUCACCAAACAGCAAUGGAUUCCAAUCUGGGUCACCAAACACAAGUGGAUUCCAGUCUGGAUCACCAAACAGCAACGGAUUCCAGUCUGGAUCACCAAAUACCAACGGAUUCCAGUCUGGAUCACCAAACAACAACGGAUUCCAAUCUGGGUCACCAAACAACAACGGAUUCCAGUCUGGAUCACCAAACAGCAACGGAUUCCAGUCUGGAUCACCAAACAGCAACGGAUUCCAAUCUGUGUCACCAAACAACAACGGAUUCCAAACUGGAUCACCAAACAACAACGGAUUCCAAUCUGGGUCACCAAACAGCAACGGAUUCCAAUCUGGGUCACCAAACAGCAACGGAUUCCAGUCUGGAUCACCAAACAGCAACGGAUUCCAAUCUGGGUCACCAAACAGCAACGGAUUCCAAUCUGGGUCACCAAACACCAGUGGAUUCCAGUCUGGAUCACCAAACAGCAAUGGAUUCCAGUCUGGAUCACCAAACAGCAAUGGAUUCCAAUCUGGGUCACCAAACAGCAAUGGAUUCCAGUCUGGAUCACCAAACAGCAACGGAUUCCAAUCUGGGUCACCAAACACCAGUGGAUUCCAGUCUGGAUCACCAAACAGCAACGGAUUCCAGUCUGGAUCACCAAACAGCAAUGGAUUCCAAUCUGGGUCACCAAACACCAGUGGAUUCCAGUCUGGAUCACCAAACACCAGUGGAUUCCAGUCAGGAUCACCAAACAGCAACGGAUUCCAAUCAGGAUCACCAAACACCAGUGGAUUCCAGUCUGCAUUGCUCAGUGGAAGUGGAUUACAAUCUAGCUCCUCAGGCAGCAUUAAUGGUUUUGGACUCCUGAGUGGUUCUGUAAGCAGCAUUGGAUCCCAGUUCAGUUCAAAUACGGAAGAAGUAUUUGGAGAAUUUGAACCUCUUAACCUCCCAGCUGAUGCUAGUAAUAUUUUGGGAAGAAUCUCAACAUCAUUUACCUGCGCAGACCGUCCCUACGGAUAUUAUGCUGAUAAGGAGAACUCAUGCCGGGUCUUCCACAUCUGCUACCCCGCUCUCUUUGCUAAUGGUGCUGUUGAGACCUCCCAGUACAGCUUCCUAUGUGGAGAAGGAUCAGUGUUUGACCAGAAGACCUUAGCUUGUGUGCCAGAAACAGAUGCCAUUCCUUGUCAAGAAUCUAACAAUUACUUCUUCACCAAUGAACAAUUUGGUCGCCCAGAAGAUAAAAGAAUCUAA